AUGUCGGAGGGAGGACAUAAAACAUCACCCUACAAAUUCGAAGAAGACUUCAUGUUCGUUGAGAAUAUCACCACGGACUAUGCGAGCGUCACUCAAUUCAUCGAGUGUCAACCCUUAGUCGAGCACUCGACUCUUAGUCUUUGGUUCGCGGAGCCUCUGCACGUCCGCCGUGAAAGUCUUCGGAACUUGCGCAUCCUCGAUGUUUCUCUCCACUCUGCGUCAAUCAUCGCACUAGGACGGCAUAUCACACAUCUGAAGAUUAAUUCCAACGCCCACAACAUGAAUAAUGCGACCCACUGGGCAAACCUACUAGAUCUUGACUCGGCAGCACUUCGAGCCGUGGUGGGGCUUUCGCUACAGACUUCAUCGAGUUUACCAGCUGGCAAAGUUGGUUGCCCGCAUGUCGAACCUAGAACUAUUGCAACUGGCUGCCUCUGUGAGUCCUACGCGAUGCUCGUAAAACUCGGUGCUGCGAAGGGGUUUGACUAA
This is a messenger RNA of Pleurotus ostreatus (oyster mushroom), 489 nucleotides long. RefSeq lists its product as uncharacterized. Bases 1 to 489 code for a protein of 162 amino acids. The record is from RefSeq and is a predicted model, not a curated record. Lineage: Eukaryota; Fungi; Basidiomycota; Agaricomycetes; Agaricales; Pleurotaceae. The transcript has a single exon.